AAACUGCUUCUGGACAUAUGUUGCGGAAUGCAGGCUUCCAGCGCUCUGUUCGGCGUUUCGUGGCUUGCGUCAGUCUGUUGCCUUCUUUGCCUUCCUGCACGUAGUCCGCCUACUGCGCAAAACAACGCAUCUAGGCUGAACCUGCCGCCAAGAGAGGUCCUCCUUCCACUAGGGCGAUUUGCCUUGUUUGAGCCUCGAAGGUAUAUGGCUGCCUCGUCUCACCAUAAUCGCGUGGUCUCUGGCUUUCGACCUCUUGUUUCCUCGCAAACCAGUAACAUUUUGCACUAUCCCAGACCAUUCGAUCUUUGUUCUAGCCUCGCAUUUCUCUCGCAUCAUCUGUCUCGUCUCCUUUGCAUUCAAUCAACUGAUGGACGAUCUAUCGUACACCACCGGCCAGCUCAACGGUUAUGGCUUUCCAACCGGUGAUGGGGGCCUCAGGAACGACAUGGCACAUCCCUAUCACAACAAUACCUAUACGCAACAAAGCCCUACAAGCCAAGCCGUCUUCUCGCCAAUAGACGAUUCACGUCAUGAUUCUGUAUACUCGUUGUCGCCGUCGCAGUCGUGGCGACUCUCAAUUGUGCAGCAGCACAAGGCUGCGUUCCAGCCUGAUGCAGCACGACUGACCCCGCACGUCAACACCGCCCAACACCAGUCGGAAGACAUGUCUCGCGAGGCCUCGCGUGCAUCCUACCAGUCUUCGAUGUCUUCCGGUCAGCAGUUCCAAGGAAGUCAGCAACUUCUCCCAUCGUACCACAACGACUUCACGUCAAGCAGUAAUGACAUGCGACGCACAGUGUCAAUACACCCUGACACGUCAGCUCUGCAGAAUCAGCAUUUCAGAGCUUAUCCUGUCCAACACCAGAUGUACACCAACCACUUCAGUUCGGAUUCGAACAAUGUGUACCCGUCAGCCUUCUCGACUUUGCUUCCGCAUAACCCCCUCAGCCCACAACUGGACGAUUCGGUCAUCGACUCGCACUUGAACGACGCAGUCGAUCUUAACUUACCGAAUAUUGGUGCCCAUGUCUUUGGUCCUGGGCCGUUAGAUAUAGUCCUGCUCGUCCGAGCAUUCGAGUGGGCUUUAUAUCAUUCCGGUCAGAUUCAAGGAGUCGCGCAUCAUGCCGGUUCAGGAUCUUAUUUCUGGUCCAUCUCCUGCCGUUGGAAUGUACGAAACUUCCUGGUGACCUUCUUAGUCGAUCGAAUACCUCCUUACUCUAGCAUAUGUACUGCCAGAUCAGAUCCACGGCCUACACCAGGACGCCCACGGUACAUUUCGUCUCAUGACCAGUCUGCCAAUUGAUUCUAUUACAUCACAAGGUACUCGACCAGGGAUGCACUUUCUUGGAAACUCCAAUUGCAGCCAUCAUUCCGUAUCGGAUAUUGAAUGCCGAGGAUGGGAACACGACGAUUUCCAGGACCAUCACGAUAUAUGCCACCCUCAAAGCCCACACAAUAUCACGA
Macroventuria anomochaeta is the source of this 1464-nucleotide messenger RNA. RefSeq lists its product as uncharacterized. The coding region runs from base 368 to 1303 and encodes 311 amino acids. The transcript has 2 exons. NCBI's taxonomy places the organism in Eukaryota, Fungi, Ascomycota, Dothideomycetes, Pleosporales, Didymellaceae. The record is from RefSeq and is a predicted model, not a curated record.